CACAGCAUUUUUACUCACUUGUAUCGUACAAGCAAGAAUACAAGCCUUCUUUUGUUAUUACCACGUACCUGGACUGUAUUAAUAUAAGAGAGUAGGUAACAUUCAUGAGCAGUAUGGCUGAGACAGAGCAAGUGCCCCUGUUGGAAAAUGUCAAUGAAAUGGCUCUAUUUCCUCCUCCUUCAUAUCAACCCAUGGCCAGUCUGCCAGAAGAGACAAAGACAAAGGCAGAAGUGUAUGAAGCAGACAAAGUGAUUCCUCUUCCAUCAUAUGACCAGUCUCAGAAGUACGAGCAAGAUGGAGUGCUGGAAAUGGAGGAGGAUGAAGAACCAGAACCUACACAGAGUCUGUCUGUUAUGUCCAAACCUCCAGGAACAUGCCUAGACUUCACAAUGUUUUUCUUAUUGUGCUGUUUCUUUGGACUGGUUGGUUUCAUCUUUUCCAUCUGUUUCGCAUUUACCAUUGCUGCUGAGUCCGGGGCUCUGACAGGUCUCGGACUGGCUCUCAUCUUCAAGCUCUUUGCGUUUGAGACCUAUGACACUGUGAAUUUCUAUAAUGGAAGCUGUGAGAUGUACUAUGGCACAACAGACCACACCAAGGAGCAGUGUAUGAAGAGACUGUUCUACCUAACUCGUCUGCUUUUCUGGUUCAUGGGAAUAUUUGGAUUGUACCUCUUCAUCAAAGGGUUUCACCGAUAUGCAGCCUCACGAAAACUACGUAUGCAGCUGGUAAUCCAAUCCCCAAGUGGUUCUGUGGACAGCAGCUAAACCAGACAUUCUGAAUGAACAAUGCAUGUAACUGCAGUACAUUAGUGUAUACAUGAUAUCCCUCAGUCUUCUGUUUACAUAUAAUUAAAAUACAUGUGCUAUUUGAAGCUCAGAAUAAUUUUCAUUGUUAGCAUAAA
Molecule: messenger RNA, 901 nt
Organism: Halichondria panicea
Lineage: Eukaryota; Metazoa; Porifera; Demospongiae; Suberitida; Halichondriidae
Exons: 6
Coding region: 105-764 (219 amino acids)
Biological process (GO): positive regulation of protein ubiquitination; vacuolar transport; ubiquitin-dependent protein catabolic process
Cellular component (GO): Golgi apparatus; perinuclear region of cytoplasm; endoplasmic reticulum
Molecular function (GO): WW domain binding
Source: RefSeq, a predicted model, not a curated record